This is a messenger RNA of Cotesia congregata, 705 nucleotides long. The record is from the annotation of a GenBank genome assembly. Lineage: Eukaryota; Metazoa; Arthropoda; Insecta; Hymenoptera; Braconidae.
AUGAAAAGUGUGCUUUUUACUCUUGGUCUACUCUUCGUCAGUCCCGGAGGGUGCAUCGAUAAUAAUCAUGGUGACAACAGUAAAGAUAUUGAGUUCGAUUUUGAUCCUCUUGAUCGUGGACCAUACUUUGAUGUGGCAGCAUCUCAUAAUGUCACUGCACUUGUCGGCAAGUCUGCACUACUCAGGUGUCGUGUGAGAAACUUGGGAGAUCGUACGGUAUCCUGGGUUCGGCACAGGGAUAUCCACCUUCUGACCGUCGGAACGGACACCUAUACGUCCGAUCAAAGAUUCGUAGCAUCCCAUUUUCCUCGCACAGAAGACUGGACACUUGAGGUCAAAUAUCCGCAACUUCGUGAUUCCGGAACGUAUGAGUGCCAAAUAUCGACAACUCCGCCCAUUGGAUACUCUAUGCAUUUGUCUGUUGUCGAACCUGUGACGACAGUAAUUGGCGAACCGGAAAUGUACAUAAACCGAGGCAGCACUAUGAACUUAACGUGCGUAGUUGAGUUUAGUCCAGAACCACCUCCGGCGAUAUUUUGGACUCACAAUGAAAAGGAGAUUAAUUACGACAGUCCGCGAGGUGGAGUUUCUGUAAUCACGGAAAAGGGCGAGCAUCCAGCCGCAAUGCAACACGGCGGACAACUAAGACUGGCCAACCCACCAUUUGUCAUUCUGCUGUCAAUUUUAAUUAAGGAAUAUAGAUAA